Messenger RNA from Cucumis melo (muskmelon), 417 nucleotides. Its product is annotated as S-protein homolog 1-like. The record is from RefSeq and is a predicted model, not a curated record. Bases 1 to 417 code for a protein of 138 amino acids. The transcript has a single exon. NCBI's taxonomy places the organism in Eukaryota, Viridiplantae, Streptophyta, Magnoliopsida, Cucurbitales, Cucurbitaceae.
AUGGCCAAAAAAAAAUCCCCAAAAAACAGAGUUCCAAAACCAGAUUUACCGCUUCCAAAUAAUCCUCUCGUCUCGUUUGAAGGUUUUCGUGUUGAGAUUCACAACGAAUUGCUUACGUACAUUUUAGAUAGUUCUUGCUACUCGAAAGACGACGAUUUGGGAUUGCAUAGAUUGUACCCAAAUGAACAACAAAAUUGGUCAUUUAAAGGGAAUUGGAUUGCCACGACCGAUUUUCAUUGUAAGUUGGAAUGGGAAAUAGCGUAUUUAGAAUUUGAUAGUUUUAAAAGUGAUCCUGAUUUUGUAACCAAUUAUUGUGGAAACCGAACUUGUAUUUGGAGUGCAAGACAAGAUGGAGUUUAUUUGAAUAAUGCUGUUGGCCAACAAGUUUUUUAUGAUUACUGGGAAAUGCUUAAGUAG